AUGCGCCAGGCGCCGCGGGCCUGGGACGCGGACUUCGCCGUGCCCGCGGCGGCGCCGGCGCCGCUCCUCGCCAAGGGCGACGCCAAGGGCGACGGCCGCGUGGCGAGCGUCACCCAGGACCUCUUCAGCGCCUACGCGUCGCGGGCGGCGAGCAUGGAGAGCAGCAUCGCGGCGCUGACGGGCGACCUCGAGGCGACGCGGCAGCGCGAGGCCGACGCCGCGGGCGAGCGCGACCGCCUCGACGAGGGCCUGCGGGCCGCGACGCGCGACCUCGAGGACGAGCGCCGCGACGGCCGCGCGGCGCGGCGGCUCGUCGAGGAGCUCACGUCGGCCCUGCGGCGCAGCGCCUGGGAGGACGACUUCCGCGGCGACGACGACGAGGCGCGGCGCCGCCGCGGCCGCCGCUACGACGACGACGACGGCGGCGGCUCGAGCGACGGCUCCGCGGACGAUCUGGCGUCGCCGCCGUCGGGCCGCCGCGGCGGCGCCUGGCACACGCCCCAGAAGCCGUCGCCCCAGCGCCGCGGCGCCGCGCGCUACAAGGCCCUGGGCGCGCGGGCCAAGGCGGCCCUCGACGCGUGGCGAAAUCGGCGGGACGCGGCGCUCCUCGAGGUCCAGGAGGGCCGCGCGGCGAUCAAGGCGCGCCAGGCGCAGCUCGACGUCCACGGCGCCGACGACGAGAAGGCGCGGGGGCGCCUGGGCCAGCUGCGCCUCGCGGCCGCGGAGGCGCUCCAGUGCCUCGAGCGCGGGUCCGCGGCCGCGCGCGGCGGCGACGCCGCGGGCGACGGCGCGGCCCACGACGAGCUCCGGCGCCAGGUCGGGGGCGCGCGCGACGCCCUCGGCCGCGUCGCGGCGAACCUCAGCCGGGACCUCGCGGACCUCGAGGACCGCGAGGCCGCCGCGCGGCGCCGGGACCAGGAGCACCUCGACCUCGUCGGCGCGCCCGCGGCGGCCAAGGACGCCGUGGGCCUCGUCGUCGCCGCGGCCAAGGUCGAGAUCGCGACGUGGCGCGGCCGCUGCGCCGACGCGCGGCGGUCCUGCGCGGCCGACGAGGCGCGGCGCAACGUGCUCGCGGAGCAGGUCGGGUCGCUCGAGGCGGAGCGGAGCCGCGUCGAGGACCUGCGGCGGCGCCAGGACAAGGCGCUCAAGGAGACGACGGAGAACAUCGCGAGCGCCAACGAGGCCGCGCGCGCCGCGGCGGCGCGCGCCGAGGACCGGCGCAAGGCCGCGCUCGCGGAGCACGACGGCGCCGAGGCCGCGAAGAAGGCGCGCGUCGCCGCGGAGUCGGCGCUCGCGGCGUCGUCGAGCCGCGCGGACCACGCGACGCGCGAGGCCGCGGCGAUGGAGGCGCUCCGGGCGUCGCGCGCGGCGCAGGCCGAGGCCGCGCGCGCGGCCGAGGCGGACGCGCGCGCGCGCGCGGCCGAGGCCGAGGACGACCUGGCCGAGCUCCGGGCGACGCAGGCCGAGCGCCAGAGCUACGUCGACGGCGCCGAGGCCCUGCGGCUCCUGCGGUUGCAGUCCGCGGACGCGUCGACGGCCGCGGCCGCCGCGGCGCGCGAGGACUACCGGCGCGCGCGCGGCGCGAAGGAGCGCCUCGACCGGCUCGUCGACGACAAGGAGCGGGCCAUCGCCGCGCGCGACGCCGCGUCCCUCGACCUCGAGCGCAAGCACGUCGAGGCGGCGCGCGCCGCGGACGCGCGGGUCGCCAAGGUCAAGGACGUCGAGGCGCGCCAGGAGGCCGCGGCGCUCAAGCUCCGCGACGAGCGGCGCGCCCACGAGGAGCGCAAGGCGCAGCUCGAGAGCUGGGAGCGCGAGCGGCGCGCCGCGCUCGACGCCGAGGCCGCGGAGCACGAGCGCGACGCCGCGGCGUUGGUGGAGAUGUCGCGGCUCAACGACGACACCGCGGCCCGGCUCCGCGACGAGGGCCAGGCGUCGGAACUCCGGGCGCGCGAGCUCCGCCAGGAGAUCGACGGCGCGCGCGCGGCGUCCGCGGCGCUCGACGCCCAGCGGCGGCGCGCCGCGGACGCGGGCGCCGCGGGCGCGGCCGCGCGCGCGGCGCUGGCCGACGCGACCGCCCGCGCCGCGGACCACCUCGAGGUCUGCGCCGCCGUGCGCGAGGCCCUGCUCGCGAGCGCCGAGAGCGCGGACACGCGCACGGAGGCCCUGGACGCGCGCGAGGCGCGCCUGAGCCGCGCGUACGCGGGCGAGGUCGGGGGCCUCGCGGCGCGCAAGGCCGUCGCGGACCGCGUCGUCGCCGAGGCGGCCGCUGCCGACCGCACGUCCCACGACCUCAUGAAGGCCCUCGAGUCGCGGGAGCGCGCCUGCGGCGCCGUCGCGGAGGCCCUCGCGGCGUCCGGCGACGCGGCGGCGAGGGCGGAGGCGGACCUCGCGAGGCGCCGGGCCGCCGCCGACGCGCUCGAGGCCGAGCUCCAGGGCGCCGCCGAGGCGGCCGUGGACGCGGCGCAGCGCGCGGGCGCCGUGAGCGAGACGAAGGAGGCCGCGGCCGCGGAUCGCCGCGCGCGCGCGGACGCGGCAAUCGAGGAGGCCGCGGCCGCGUCGCGCGACGCCGCGGCGCUCACGCAGGCCGCCGUCGACCGCGAGUCGGAGGCGAAAGCGGGGCGGGACCGCUGCGACGCCCUCGAGCAGGACCUGCGGCGCCAGCUCGACGACGCGCGGCGCGACGGCGCGGCGGCGCGGAAGAAGCGCGACGCGGCCGCGGCGGCCUCCGCGGACAGGAUCGCCGCGGCCGACGCCGCGGCGUCCGCGCGGCGCGCCGCCGAGGAGUCGGCGCGGCGCUGCCUGGACCGGGACCGCGCGGAGUUCGAGGAGCGCGCCGCGCGCGCGUCCGCGGCCGAGGAGCGCAUGCGCGAGGACCUCGAGGCCUGGGAGCAGCGGCGCGACGAGGAGGAGAGGCUGCGGGCCGAGGCCGAGCGCGAGCUCCUCGACAUCGCGUCCGAGGCCGCGCUCGCGCGCGAGGCCUACGCGGGCGUCGCCGACGCGGCGACGGCCGCUCGCGCGGCGAAGAACGCGCUCGUCCUCGAGGCGGAGCGCGCGUGGCAGUACGCGGCGACGACGCGGCGCAGCGUCGAGGCCAAGGCCGCGGCGGAGACGGCCGACGCCGCGCGGCGGCGCGAGGACGACGACGCGUCGCGCGAGCGGGCGCUCGACGAGCUCGCGCGGACGCUCGCGAAUACGGAGGCGAACAUGCGGCGGCGCCUCGACGAGGACCGCGCGAGGAUGGAGCAGGCGUCGACGGCCGCCGCGCGGUCCAUCGCCGAGAGCAAGCGCCGCGCGGACGCGGAGGAGGCGCGCUUCGAAGCCGCCAAGGACGCGCUCGAGGCCGCGACGUUCCGCGUCCGCGAGGCCGAGGCCGCCGCGGCCAAGGCCGAGGCCCGGGCCGACAAGGUGCAGGCCGACGCCGCCGCCGCGCGCGACGCCGCGGCGAAGAUGAGGCGCGACGCCGAGGGCGACGCGGCCGCGGCCGCGGAGCGGAAGCUCAAGGGCGCGCGCGAGGUCUCCGAGGCCGUGAAGCGCGCCGCGGCCAAGGGCAAGAAGGCCGAGGCGGAGGUCGCCCGGGCCGCGGAGAAGGCCGACGCCGCCUGGGCCGACGCCGCGCGCGACCGCGGCAAGCGCGACAAGGCCGAGAAGGCGCGGAGGGACGCCGAGGCGGACCGCGACGCCUGGCGGGCCCAGGCCGAGGCGACCAAGGCGAAGAACGGCGCGCUCGUGCGCCAGUGCCGGGCCCGCGACGCCCAGGUCAAGGGCGCCGAGGCCGCGGCGGCCGCCGCGCGCGACCGCGCCGAGACCGCGGAGGUGAGCUAUAGAGCGGCGGACGCGCGGCGGGCCUACGAGUGCCGCGAGGCCGCGUUCCUCGCGCGCACGGCCGCCGACGGCGCCGCCGCGGAGCGGAAGCGGCGCAAGCUCGCCGACGACGCGGCCGCGGCGCUCGAGCGCGAGUGCCGCGACGCCGUCGCCGCGGCCGCCGCCGCCGCGGCCGCGGCCGCGGCCGCGGCGAAGCGCGACCACGACGCGGCGCUGGGCGAGGCCAAAGCCCGCGUCGAGGCGGCGCUCCGCGACGCCGACGAGGCCGCGCGCAACGCGGACCGGUCCGCGUCGGACGCGCGGCUCGCGCUCGAGCGCGAGCGGCACAAGAUCCUCCUGGGCUUCGACGCCGUGCGCAAGGACCUGAACCGCCAGCGCGAGGCCCUCGAGGAGGAGAAGGCCACCUUCGUCGUCUCGCAGGCCGAGCUCGUCGUCCGCGGCGAGGAGGCGGCCGAGGCGCUCAAGUCGACGAAGCGGCGGCUCGACGGCGACCGGGCCGCGCUCGAGGCCGCGGCGUCCGACGCGGCCUACCGCGCGGUCCACGACCUCGAGCGGUCGCGGCGCGGCGCGCCCCACGGGCUCCUCGACACGCCCGUGCCGGGGAGCGCCGCGCGGCCGGCCCGCCGCGGCCCGCCGCGGGGCCUGUUCUCCGCGUCGCCGCGCGACGACGAGUCCGACGGCCCGGACUACGGGCCCGCGUCGUCGCCGGAGCCCUCGCGGGGCGCGCCGACGCCCGGCCGCGCGCCGCCGCGCGACCUCUCGCCCCUCGCGGCGCCCUUCCCGAGCCCGCGGCGCGGCGGCGGCGGCGACGACGCGUCGUCGACGCGCGCGCGGCCUCCGAGCGCCGACGGGGGCGACCACGACGACUGGGCCAGCGCCCAGAUCGCCGACGACCACUUCCGCGCCGCGGGCCUCGCGCGCGGCUGCAAGGCGCUCCUCGCGCGCGCGAACCGGCGCCGCGUCGACCGCGCGGCCGCCGCCAUCGGCGACCGCGGCCGCCUGCGCGCGGCCCUCGCGGUCUGGGCCGAGCCGCCGCCCCUGCCCUGGGCGCGGUCGCCCUAG
This is a messenger RNA of Aureococcus anophagefferens, 4884 nucleotides long. RefSeq lists its product as hypothetical. NCBI's taxonomy places the organism in Eukaryota, Pelagophyceae, Pelagomonadales, Pelagomonadaceae. The record is from RefSeq and is a predicted model, not a curated record. The coding region runs from base 1 to 4884 and encodes 1627 amino acids. The transcript has a single exon.